Rana temporaria (common frog) is the source of this 1337-nucleotide messenger RNA. Its product is annotated as galactoside alpha-(1,2)-fucosyltransferase 2-like. Gene Ontology annotation, cellular component: membrane. The coding region runs from base 239 to 1264 and encodes 341 amino acids. The record is from RefSeq and is a predicted model, not a curated record. Gene Ontology annotation, biological process: carbohydrate metabolic process. The transcript has 3 exons. Gene Ontology annotation, molecular function: galactoside 2-alpha-L-fucosyltransferase activity. Lineage: Eukaryota; Metazoa; Chordata; Amphibia; Anura; Ranidae.
CAACUUAACAUUAAUUAGAGCAAGGAAACGAGCCAGCCAACAUCGAGGGAUCUCUGUGCCACAUCAUACGUGGCCAACAUAUACGUACCUAACGUGGGUCAGGCUCGGUUCCUCUCAUCGGUUCUCACCAGACUGUCCUCCUUUGGGGGUCCCUGCUACAUCAUUGGCAGAGAUCUCAAUGUCGUCAUGUCCCCGUCUGCAGACACGUCCUCAGGGCUUAUAAAAAAUCUGUUUGGAAAUGGGCCUCAAUUUAAAGAAGAUGGGUGUGCUUAUUAUGAUAUUUGCUGUUAAUGUAUGCAUUUCUUGGUAUUAUUUCACCUCAAAAUCAACAUCCCUUUCUACGAACCAUGGGAGCAACUCUUGCAUUAACCAACAUGCCGUAAAAAGAUUAUUUCCCCUCAAAGUGCAAUCAAAUGCUGCCAUGUGGACUGCAGAACCUGUAGGACGCCUUGGAAACAAAAUGGGGGAGUAUGCAGCACUUUAUGCUCUGGCAAAGCUUAAUGGACACCAAGCAUACGUCUUACCACAAAUGCAUAGUGAGCUAGGAAGGAUAUUUAAGAUAAAAUUGCCUGUUCUUCAUCAGGAAAUUGCUAACCGGAUUAAAUGGAGGAUAUAUAGUCUGAAUGAUUGGAUGUUACCAGAAUAUUCCAAAAUCUCUGGACAAUACGUUAAAUUCUAUAGUACUCCGUGCUCAUGGACAUUCUAUCAUCACAUAAGGGAGGAGAUUCUACAAGAAUUCACUUUUCAAGACCAUAUUAAGGAAGAGGCAAAUUCAUACCUUGCAAACCUGAAAGGGAAUAGAGCAAAUGUGACCUAUAUUGGAGUGCAUGUUCGCAGGGGGGACUAUUUAAGCGUCAUGCCUCAGCAAUGGAAAGGUGUGGUAGCUGACAAAAACUAUAUGCAAAAAGCUAUGGACUAUUUCAGAAAGAAGUAUGAUAACCCCCUCUUUGUGGUGACCAGUAAUGGGAUGGAAUGGUGUAAACAGAACAUUAAUACCUCUCUAGGAGAUGUACAUUUUGCUGGAGAUGGUAAAGAAGGUUCUCCUGUCCGUGAUUUUGCCCUCCUGGUACAUUGUAACCACACCAUAAUGACCAUAGGGACAUUUGGAUAUUGGGCUUCAUACUUGGUUGGUGGUGAAACCAUCUAUCUUACAAACUACACUUUGCCAGAUUCUCCUUUCCUUAAAGUUUUCAAAUAUGAAGCCGCAUUCCUUCCAGAAUGGAUUGGAAUUCCCGCUGACCUGUCUCCUUUGUUGAAUAAAUGACAUCCUUAGGGGCAGAUCCUCAAAGAAAUUACGCGGCAUAUCUCUUGAUACGCCGCGUAAUUUCGAAUUUUGC